AUGCAUUAUUUCUACAAGUCAAACUCCUGGGUUGGUAGCAGCCCGCGCUACCAAGUGAGUGGUCAGGCUCAAUGGUCAUCGGGUAGAUCCGGCUCAGCUGAGGCAAACCGGAAAGCCCGACUUCCUAUCUUUGGAAAGUGGAAUGAGGCCAUGUACUGCGGAGAAGAGGGAGGUUCUGCACAGUGUAUCUGGCGGUUUGGUGAGCAACUAGCUGUGGGGUGCCUCAAGUUCCUAUGA
Messenger RNA from Protopolystoma xenopodis, 237 nucleotides. Lineage: Eukaryota; Metazoa; Platyhelminthes; Monogenea; Polystomatidea; Polystomatidae. The record is from the annotation of a GenBank genome assembly.